Messenger RNA from Fonticula alba, 4033 nucleotides. Its product is annotated as CAMKK/CAMKK-META protein kinase. Lineage: Eukaryota; Rotosphaerida; Fonticulaceae. The coding region runs from base 38 to 4033 and encodes 1331 amino acids. The transcript has 3 exons. Gene Ontology annotation, cellular component: cytoplasm. The record is from RefSeq and is a predicted model, not a curated record. Gene Ontology annotation, biological process: protein phosphorylation. Gene Ontology annotation, molecular function: ATP binding; protein kinase activity.
UCCUCCUCCUCCUCCCCCUCCCCCCCACCAUCGCGCCAUGUCCAUGGUCAUCUCCCGCUCGUCCUCCGUCCUGGAUGGCUUCGACUCCCGUGGUGGGCUGCCCUCCCCCGUCGGCUCCGGGCACCAUCACCAUCACACUUUCAAUCACACCGCCGGGUCGCCCUACGCCUCGGUCUCCCCGACGUCCCCCCUGCCGACUGGCUUCUCGCCGGCCAAAUCGUCCUCUUCGCGCUUUUUCAAACCCCUGCGCCGCCUGCGUUUCCCCCGGUCACGCAAUGCCCCGGUGCCCAACACCGCCGCCUCGGCCCCGAACUCCCCUCUGUCCACGUCGGCCGCUGUCGCGGCGUCUCCCGGCGGCCCGGUUGCCCCUCUUUCUCACACCGCCACCAAUGCGACUGGCGGCUCCGGCAUGCCACACUCGGCCACCGCUUCGCCCCGCGCCCGGCGGUCCCUUGCCACUGCCAUAGGCUAUGGUGCCCAGCGUGACUGUCCCGCGGCCGGUGGACGCCGUGACGCCAAGAUGCGGGCUCCACCCUCGUUCCAGCGCUCCUCCUCGGCUCCCCUCGGGCCCGGGCAUGACAACUCCUUCCCCCUCCCGGUGCACGUGUCCAACCCGUAUGCCGGUGGCCACCCGCUGGCGCCAUCUCCCCGGGCCGGGACCUCCGGGGCCGGGAGCCCUCAUGACACCUUCUCGGCGGCCUCCGGUGCUGGGGCCCCCCCUCGUGCCCGGAAUAUGCCCACUUCGCGUCGGUUCUCCGAGGGCCAUCUUCCCCUGUCGCGCGGGUCCCCCGCUCCCCAGAUCACCGAGACUUCCUUCGUCAGUGUGUCCCGGCGGUCGUCGGUGCCCCUGCUCGCGGCCAAUGGCGAGACCGCCUCGCGUGCUCACUCGCCCAGCCCCUCGCGCAACCCGCUCACCCCGCCCCCCUCCAGCGGCAGUGCCAGCAGCCGAGGCAGCGGCUCGCCCCAGAACCUCCCCCACCCGAUGGCCGCUUCGCCAAUCAUGUUCUCCCCGGAGGACCGCCAGCGCCUGGAGCUUGGCAUCACCCCGCCAGUGCUCAUUGCUCAGCUGGAGCAAAUCAACCAGUACACCAUCCUGCAUGAGAUCGGCAAGGGCACCUACGGCAGUGUGUUCAAGGUCCGCAACAACGAGGACGGCCAGUACUACGCGCUGAAGGCCAUCUCCACCCGGCGCCUGCGCCGGAGUCGCCGGAGCCACAAGCAGGCGGCCCAGCAGCAGCAGCAGCAGCAGCAGCAGCAACAGCAGCAGGCGGCUGCCCAACAGGCUGCCCAAGCCCAGGCCCAGCAGUAUCAGCAGUCCGCGCGGCCAGGCAGCCGCCCGUCCGGCCGCACUGGUGGCCAUCACCAGGAGGAGGCUGGUGCGGCUGACGCGCCGCCGCCCCAGGCUGGUGCCGGGGCCCAGGCCAGCAGUCAGCCCCCUGCCCUGCCGCCGGCCGAGUACAUCGACGACAUGGACCAAAUCCGCAAGGAGAUCGCCAUUCUCAAGAAGAUUUCCAACCACCCAAGCAUGGUCCGACUGAUUGAGGUCAUGUACCACGAGGAGGAGAACAUGGUGUACAUGGUGUUCGACCUGUGCGAAAAGGGCCCGGUCAUGAAGAUCCGCCUUGGCAAGACCACCGAGCACCUGGAGGAGGACCUGGCUCGAAGCCUCUUCCGUCAGCUGGUCCUCGGGCUGGAGUAUCUCCACCAUCAGAAGAUCAUCCACCGGGACAUCAAGCCCGACAACACCCUGCUGACGGCCGACAAUCGCCUGCAAUUGGCGGACUUCGGUGUGUCGCACAUCUUCGAGGGUGACGAUGACUUCCUGCGUUCUUCCACCGGCAGCCCGGCCUUCUACCCGCCGGAGGUGUGCAGCGGCAAUUCGCAGCGUUACCACGGCAAGGCGGUGGAUGUCUGGUCGGCUGGCGUGACGCUCUUUUGCUUUGUCUUCGGCCGCUGCCCCUUCGAGUCCAACAACAUUGUCAAUCUCUUCGACAAGAUCACCAACGACCCGAUCCACUUCGACCGCACCAUCAAUCCCAACCUGGCGGACCUGCUCAAUCGCAUGCUGGCCAAGAACCCGAAGAAGCGCAUCACCCUGCCGGAGAUCCGCAACCAUGAUUGGGUCACCGCCGAGGGGCAUGACCCUCUUCCCUCGGUCGAGGAGAACUGUGGUCUGCUGGAGCUCGAUGUCUCGCCGACCGAGAUUGACGACGCCGUGCGCCCGGUGCUGAAGUUCCGCGAGAAGUUGAUGAACAUCUUCCGGCCCUUCUCCUUCACCUCGUCGCUCAUGUCUUCCAGCUCGAGCAGCAGUUCCUCCACCUCGGCAUCGCGUGCCAGCUCGCCCAGUCCGCAUGUGGCCCCCCCGGCGGCGGUGUCGGCCUCGUGCUCGGCCCUUCCUGCGGGGACGCAGCAGCAUGCCCAGCAGCAUUCCUAUCACCAGUACUCGGGGUACAGCCAUCUGCAGGCCCAGCAGCAUGCCCAGCAGCAAUACCACAUGCAGCAGAUGCAGCAGAUGCAGCAAAUGCAGCAGAUGCAGCAGUACCAGGCCCAGCAGCAGGCCCAGCAGCAGGCUCAGCAGCUGCACGCCCAGCAGCAGCAGCAGCAGCAACUGUCCACCGGUGGUUACACGGCGGUUGUCUCGCCGACUACCUCCUUCUACAUGCCGUCGGCCAUUUCCCCCAGUGCUGCCAGCCCAGUUGUCGGUCCUGCGUCACCCACCUCCUCGACUGCUCACCUCUACAGUCACCACCACCAUCACCAGCAGCAGCAGCAGCAGCAGCAGUUCCACAUGCAGCAGGCGCAGCAUCAGCAUGCCCAAUACUUCCCGGUCCGAUCCGCCUCGACCGGAUAUCUGCCGAGCCAUUCGUCUGCCGGAUCCUCCGCUCCGGCGACUGCCGUGGCCUCUGCCUCGCACUCGAACCUCUCGUAUGCGGCGGCCGGGUCUUCCUCGCAGGCUCAGCAGCAGUACUACCAGCAGCAGUACCAGCAGCAGCAGCAGCAGCAGCUUCUCCAGCAUCAACACUACCAGCAGCAGCAGCAGCAGCAGCAGCAGCAAGCCCCGGCCUCUGUGGUGUAUUCCGCUGACCGCUCCGGCGCUGGCAUCUCCCUGAUGAUCCCCGGCACGACAGCGGUCACCGCGAUGCCUGCUGCCGCUUCGUCGGGUGGUGGCUCUCCCGGGUCUUCCAGUGGCUCGCCCGACUCCUCCUCCUCCUCCUCCUCCUCCUCCAACAAUAGCAGCAACAGCAGCGGGUCGGCUGUUGCUGCUGCCCCCAAGGAAAGCCGCCGCUUGUCCCUCUCGGCCAGCACUCUGAGUCUCUUCACCCGGCGCAAGCACUCGCCUGUGGGUGGGGCGGCUGGCGCGUCGCCGACUCCCUCACCGACUCAGUCGCGCGCCCACUCGCAGCAGCAUCUCCCCCCCCUGCCGCCGGCUGCCACCGGGCAGCAGCAGCAGCAGCAGCAGCAGCAGCAGCCCCGGCGGGCGUCGCCCCCCCUGUCGGCCAUCGACACCAACCUGACGCCCUCCUCCUCGACGAUUUUUGUCAGUCCGGUGUCCACGACGUCGGCCAUGUCCCCCUCCAACUCCCUGGUCUUCUACCCGGCCAUGGAGGGGCCGGCUGUUCUUGGUGGCGCUGAGAGCAGCUCUGCGGCCGCGGCCGCGGCCGCUGCCGGGCACUCGGUCUUCGUCACGGAUGACGGCGAGGGCGAGCCCAGCGAGGUGGUUUACCAGUCCCUCUCGGGCCUGGAGCUGACCGGUCUGUCGGGCAGCGAUGCCAUGAUGGUGGCCGCCGCGGUGGCCGCCGUCGGGGGCAGCAGCCCUGGCCCCAAGUUCGACCACCAUUCCUGCUAUGCGGACCUGAGCAUGCUCGGCCUGGGCCCUGGUGGCUCAGGCGCCGCCGCUGCUGCCUCGACGUCCAGCCGGCGUUUGGUGUCGCCCACGACUGUUGAUGCUACCCCGUGCCCGCAAUCUGCGGCAGCCUCUCCCUCGGCGGCGGUGACCGGCGUCCACUCAUCUCCCCUGCUCCGGGGCAUGUGA